Molecule: messenger RNA, 5903 nt
Organism: Bombina bombina (fire-bellied toad)
Lineage: Eukaryota; Metazoa; Chordata; Amphibia; Anura; Bombinatoridae
Product: membrane-spanning 4-domains subfamily A member 15-like
Exons: 7
Coding region: 132-854 (240 amino acids)
Cellular component (GO): membrane
Source: RefSeq, a predicted model, not a curated record
UCUACUUCCUGUAAAAAAAUAUGUGUGUGAUUCAUGUCACGGGAUUGAAACCUGUUAUACUUCAGUAAAGAAUACACAAUCUUACCUUUCUGCUUUACAGAGGAAAACAGCUACGGAUAAGCUGCUCAGUAAUGGCAUUACCAGCAUAUUCACCCAAUGGACCAUUUUUAUUACCACCACAAUUCUGUGGUCUCCUUCCUCUAUGUCCCCAAGUGGGACAGGGACAGACACAGCCUUUUUACCAAGAAUUUUUAAAGGGACAACCAAAGACUUUGGGGACUGUGCAGAUAACUUUGGUGAUCUUACAUGUGGCCCUUAGCGCUGUACUUAUUGUCACCAUGUACGAAACUUUAUCAAUAACUAUUAUCAGUGGCGUCACCUUCUGGGGAUCGAUUUUUUAUCUCAUUUCAGGAUCUCUGUCCAUUGCAGCUGAGAACAAACAGUCUCGUUGUCUGGUCAGAGGAUCUCUGUCCAUUAAUAUCAUUAGCUGCAUAGCAGCGCUCCUUGAGAGCUCUUUAAUUAUUGCAGAUUUUAACAUUUAUUUUGCUAGCAGCUGUCAAUCUUAUGAGUGUCGGCCCUCCAGUUACUCUGUUCUGAAUAUCCGAACGGUUUCUUUGGCUUUCCUUUUAAUUGCGUCUCUGCUUCAAUUCUCUCUAUCAUUGUCAUUGGCUAUUUUUGGCUGUAAAUCCCUGAAUCAUGCAUCAAUCCAAGAACCACAGCAGGUCUAUGUGAUAAACAAUAACUACAAUACAGUAGUAACACCAGGACAGUUUCCUCCAGGAAAUGACAACAGAAACUUUAUUCCUGAGACUUUUAUUGGCAUAGUUCCAACCAACCCAGGCAAACAACUGUGAAAACGGCAAAUAAUCAUACAGAAUCACACCGUUCUACAUCAUUUAGAUAUUAUUACAGCACCAGAAAGCACAUAAGAAUAAAUCAAAUGAACAUUAACUGUUAGAGCAAAACUUUGAAAAGACACACACAAAAAUAACUGUAAUAAUCAAGCCGAACAUACAAUGGUGUCCUAAAAUGAAUUGAGGGGACUAUAAAGUUCAAAGAAAUAACACUUUUUGAUAAGAACAAAAACAUAAAUGAAUUGAAUUAAAUAGAUGAAAACAAUAAAGCUGGUUACUUACUGGCCAGAGCCCGGAAAAAAAAAACCAUAUAACAGACACCUUUCAAAUUUUCCAUUUUGAUGGAUACAACAUUAAAUAAUACUAAUGUGAGAUCAGUUGGAAAUUCCAGCUGCAUUAAACACCUCUUCUUAUGAUCUCUUCUGAAGAAUAAUUAACCAAGAAUUAUUAGACUACAUUUAACAACUACCAAAAGUCAAAACACGUGGUUCAGAUGGAUUCACUUCCUGAUAUUGAUCACAAUCUAUUAGCUGAGGCCUUUCCGUCUUUUUCUGGAAAAAAAAAGCCAUUUUAGUGCAUUUUCGGUUAUUUCCCGCAGCUGCAAUCACAUUUUCAACUCACAGAGAAAAGCCUUAUUUUUAACAUAGAGAUGAAAAGUUCUUGCAAUGACAAUCUAUUUUCAAGCAAAAAUGCUUGUGCAAUUCCACCCCCUGCACAUUUGCGUCCAAUCGUCUGCUAUCAUGGGGUGGCGGAGAAGUUAAGAAUCAGCGAUCUUUGCACAUCACUAAUAUAGUACUAUAUCUUUGCACAUAACUAAUAUAGUACUAUAUCUUUGCACAUCACUAAUGUAGUACUAUAUCUUUGCACAUAAUAUAGUUGACUAGUACGAUCAAAGCAUAUGCUGUCGGCAUUUAAAGGGACAGCAUACACCAAUUUUCAUUUAACUGCAUGUAAUAGACACUACCAUAAAGAAUAAUAUGCACAGAUACUGAUCUAAAAAUAUGGUAUAAAACCUUUAAAAAAAAAAAAACUUAUUUAGAAUCUCCCAGUUUAGCACUGUUAAAAAGAUCAGCUGGAACACCCACAGAAAGUGGGAAAUAGCAGACACUCCCCCCUCCCCCUGCAGCAUAUGAAAGGACACUUUUCGCAAACAGGAGCAAGCUGGAGUAGGUAUACAUCAGUAUUCUCCUAAAAUGUUGGGGCUUGGUUAGGAGUCUGUAAAUCAGCACAAUGUUAUUUUAAAAUGAGUAAAAGUAUACAUUUUUUUUUUUUUAAAGCUGUAUAGGCUAAAUAAAUGGAUAAUCUACAAAACAGAAAGAAAAAUCUAGUGUAUAAUGUCCCUUUAACAUUGCACAGGAAUCUCUGAAAUGCUUGUGCAAUGCCCACCCCUGCACAUUCACAACCAAUCGGCCGCUAGCAGGGGGUGUCAAUCAUCCCAAUUGUAUUAGGAGAUUAUAUAUAUCAUAACAAGAAAGACCUUAAAUAUUAUAUACUAUACUAAAUGGGGAGUGGGUUUUUUUUUUUUAAAUAAGUAUGUAUAUAAAGUGUAACUCAUUAUAAAAAACUUUACAAAAAACACCCCAAAUCAAAAUCUAGAUUUAAUCAUUGAGGGGCUAGAGAUUUCAGUUCAAAUAUCCACUUAGCUUCUAGUUUUAGAAUUUCUUUCUGUAUAUUCCCUCCCCUCCAAUUUGGUUUGACUUUAUCAAUCACUUUAUAUGAAAAAAUGUUUCAAAUUCCCAUUAUUACAUUUUUUGAAAUGUUUAGGGACAGGUAAAACCUUAUUCCUCUCUGACUCCAUAUUCUCAAUAGAAUUAAUAUGCUCUCUAAUUUUAUCUUUUAUAGCUCUUGUCGACUCUCCUACAUACUGAGCCCCGCACGAAUAUUCUAGGAGAUAGAUAACAUUGGAGUCAGUACAUCUAUAGAUAUCUUUAAUAUUAUAUUCCUUAUUGGUAAUAUUUGACUUAAAAGUUUUACAUUUCUUGGAGUUCUUACACGCCUUACAACUCAAACAGGGAAAAAAAACCUGUAAUUCUAUUACCUUUUAGGUCCCUAUCCCUAUUUAUACAGGACUUUACAUUAAGAUCCAUUGGGGCGAGCCAUGUUUUUAAAUUUCUACAUUUUUUAUAAACAAACUUUGGAAAACUGGGUAAAACAGGCCCUAGAGUGUCAUCUGAUCUCAGAUCAUAAAAAUGCCUUUUUAAAAAAAUUUCAAGUUUUUUCUUAUCAUCAUUAUAUUGUGUGAUGAAAGGGAUAUUCAAAAUUUCAGUUAUAUUCAAAUUAUUUGUAGUUCCAAAAUCAUUUCUAUUACUAUUGUUAUUCCUUUUUAUUUUAUCUUCCUUUUUGAUUAGAAGGUCAGUUCUAUCUAUCAUUAGAGCUUCUGAUCUAGCUGAUUCUAUUAGCCCUGCAUUAUAACCUUUUUGCAAAAAUGUGUUAGCUAAAAUAUCUGAUUGAUUCAUAUAAUCUAUACUAUUUGUGCAAUUUUUUCCGAAUGCGCAAGAAUUGGCUCUUUGGGAUAUUGGAUUUCCACCUCUCCAAAUGACAACAUUCAGCAUGGAUAUAUCCAUUUGCGUCAACUGGUUUAAAAUAGGUUUUUGUCGUUAUCUUACCAUCCUCCACAUAUAUUUUUAAAUCAAGAAAAUUUAUACAAGUAUCACUAGUUUCAUAUGUGAAUUUCAAAUUUUUAUCAUUUUGAUUCAUUCUAGAAAAAAAACAAUCAAGGUCUUCCUUACUGCCUCGCCAGAUAAUUAAAAUGUCAUCAAUAUAUCUUUUAAAGGAGAUCAGAUUUGCCCCCAGGUCUGUAGAGUCAAGGAAGAUAUGCUCCCAUAAACCCAUAAACAAAUUAGCAUAACUGGGGGCAAAUCGGGUCCCCAUGGCCGUCCCACAUUCUUGCAAAUAAUAAUUGCCAUCAAAAUUAAAAUAAUUGUGUGAUAGAAUAAACUUUAUACCAUCAAUAAUAAAUUUUUUAUGUUCUUUAGGUAAACUUGAAUCUUUUUCUAGAAAAAAAGCAAUUGCUGCUAUACCCAAUUCAUGUCUAAUACAGGUGUAUAACGCAGAAACAUCACAAGUGGCGAGUAGAAAACCCUCCUCCCAUACAAUGGUCUGCAAAGUUCGAAGUACAUCAGUGGAAUCUUGUAAAUAGCUAGGUAAAGCUCUUACAUGUUUCUGAAGAUGCAAGUCUAUAUACUCAGAUAGAUUUGCAGUAAUGGAAUUAAUCCCGGAUACAAUUGGUCUCCCGGGCAUCCUUGCAUGAGCGUGGGUCCACAUAGUAACAAGCCGAAAAAUCGUCCACUCCUGGGAACUGUUUCUUAUGCAUGAACUUUUGGUUUAAGGAGUUUUUUAUACUAAUUUUCUUUUUUUCUUAAUUUUGUGAUUUAUUAUUGUAUGUCUUGAAUAGGUCGACCUAUAUUGUAAUAAAGUUUUUUAUAUAUAGAUAUGAAAUUCUAGUAUUUGUUGCUGGCAUCUUCUAUAGAAUUGAAUUUUUUCACAUAGAAUUUUUUUCAUAUAUAAUUUUUUCCAAUUUUGAAAAGAUUUUUUUCACACAUAAUUCAUAAUUCACAAUUUAUAUUUACAUGUAUUAUACAUAUUGCCUAUUAUAGUAGUAUCAUAUUAGUAUCAGGUUAGGUGUUUUAUUAUUAUAUAUAUUCUAUAAUCCUUACUCUUAAGCUGGUUUCAGCACUCCCUAGUGCUUUGUAUUUUGUAUUGAUGAGUCCUGUAGGUCUUUGAGGGUAACCUAUUUUUUCUAGUUGGAGUUUGUAGUCAUUUAUAUUUUUUGGCGCUGGUCACUUAAGUCUAUUUUUUGAUAGGCUUCCCUGAACAAGAAGGUAGCGGAGCGUUUAUAUAUAUAUAAAAAUUCAUUAAAAUUAUGGUGGAGAUAAAAAUCUGAAAUUAAAAUCCUCCAUGUCACUAAAGUAAUAUUUAUAGCCCUGAUUUCUGCAUUGCUGCACUUAAUUGCUGUGUGUUAACACAGUAUUGGAGCAAAAAAAUCUAAGAUGUUGUAUAUCUAAUUUGCAUAUAUCACCCAGAAUCCUCUUGUGCAUUGGCAACAAUGUAUAUGGAGUGUUUCUGGAUGAAAGCAAGCGGGGACACUUGCCUAGAUGUGCUAAUUUCCUGUGCAACAAUUUAUAUUGUUUUAUAUAUAAACUCCUAGUUAACCGGCACCCAUGGGGAUUGGUAGAUUCCGGAUAAGUGUCGUUUCUGGUUGCUUGAGAGUUACUAUUAAAAAUAGGCCUAACUAGGUUCUAUAACCCAUACUAUACUAUAAAUGCUGUAUUUACUUGAUGUUAAUAUUUAAAUACAGUAAAUAAAAGCAAAUUAUUAAUUAAUAUUAAUGCCGCCUCCGUUCAGUCCCGGGCACCCAGGGGCAGUGUGAUGUCUAAUUCUCAGACUGCCUUGUGCUCACAAAUUUCAAGAGCAGUUAUGUAGGGUCUGGUGGCAUGAAAAGGGCGCGCUUUCACCUUUGAUAGCCCACUAUAGAAAAAGGAAGCAGCAGAGCAAAGUUAGUGUUAAUUUUAAUAUACAGUAUCUUCAAUUUUUUUUUCUGGUUGCUUAAGAGUUCUAGUUGCUUGAGUUCUGGUUAACUGAGAGUUUAAUAUAUAUAAAACUAAUUUUUCAUUACAUAAAAUUGUAUAUAUUUCCUUUAAGUACCACUUAGAGUCAUUAUACAGAGACCAUCCUUCUUAUUUUACUCUUGUAAAUGAGAGGAAGAGUUAGCUAUGUCUUUGCCAUAUGAGAACAAUAGGAACAAACUUGACUUCUCUCUCAAAAUUUUCUAUCUCUACCAACAUAUUAGAAACAAAUAUCAAACUACUUACACAUUGGCAUUAUACUCAUUUUACUGUACUAUGUUAUUGUACUGUCAUAUUAUAUUUCUUUUUAAUCUUCAAAUCACCUCUACUACACAAACUUUGUCCCUGAACAUAUAAUCAUUUUGCUUAAAGCCUAUAAAUUGUAUGCAUAUAAUAUUACGCUUUGUUUGUUAUUAACUCAAAUUUUCAAUAAAAAAAAAAUAACAGUCCACUCAAGAAUAAACAAAAUUGAAUAAUGUUUAAA